ACAGGCGCGGAGUGGGAAAGCGCGCGGUCACAUGAUCAUGAAAGAAAGACCCUAAAGGAGAUCCUAAGAGGAAAAUGUGCGUAUAUCGAAAGCAGAGAUGGCAUAGAGAUGGUGCGUGGUCUCGUGACGCUAGACUGGACUAGCCCGAGCGCCUGACAUUUGACAAGUGCUCAUGCCAUCGGAAGGCGACGGUCCCGAAGCGCAUAUCCUGCAUUUGCGCGAAAAGUUGAAGGCUGUGGAGGCAAGGCGCAUCACACUGCACCGCCGACGAGCCCUUGUAGAGAAGAAACGGCGCCGGCUUCAAGGUCUUCUUGAUCUGUGGCAAUCACUUAACAAUUCGGCAGCAGAGGCGCUGCUUGAUUUGUCCGAAAGCCAUCAAGCAACACAUGGUUCAGAACUUAGUGCAGGGGCACGACUCGAGGCGUUAACACAAUUGAAUGUCGCCAACGAUUGUUUUCACGUGUGGCAUUCAGGGCCCUUUGCCACGAUGAAUGGCUGCAGUAUCGGUCGACUGCCCGCUUUCGCGGCAGUGGAGUGGACAGACAUCAACGCCGGACUCGGGCAGGCGAUCCUUUUGCUUGACACACUAGUGAAGCAAACAGGCUUCCGCUUUCGUCGCCUCGAGCUCGUGCCAUUCGGCUCCUUUUCCAAGAUCUUGAGAUCCCCAUGUGACUUGUACGGACGUGGAGACGAAGUUGAUGCCGAACAGUCCUCGAAUCACCGCCAGCAAUGCCAUGAGUUUCUACUACGACGAGGCCAACCUGGCGUUUUUCCCUCGUCGGAACAUGAAUGCGGCGCUGGUUGCAUUCCUGCAGUGCGUGGAGGAGUUCGGAUCCCACGUGGAGGGGCUAGACCCCACGAUCCGCCUCCCGCACAGGGUGCAGGGCAACAAGAUCGGCGGUCUACCCAUCGUCUUGACGCCCGGCGAAGAGGACACAUGGAACCGAGCUCUCAAGUACCUAUUGACAGACCUGAAAUGGCUCUCGGCCUGGAGUGCUCGACAUGUACUGCUGUAAAGAUUGAUUCCUGUCCACGCAAAGCUCUGAACCGUGAAAGCAACUCGAACGAUCCUAAAUG
Messenger RNA from Nannochloropsis gaditana CCMP526, 1077 nucleotides. It is a transcript of the gene BECN1, whose product is annotated as beclin 1. The record is from RefSeq and is a predicted model, not a curated record. Gene Ontology annotation, biological process: cellular response to nitrogen starvation; autophagy; autophagosome assembly. Gene Ontology annotation, cellular component: phagophore assembly site; phosphatidylinositol 3-kinase complex, class III, type I; phosphatidylinositol 3-kinase complex, class III, type II. The annotation marks the transcript as partial. The transcript has a single exon.